AUGAGGACAGGCCACGUGAACCCCGCACGAGCGAGGUCACCGUACGAAGUUAUUACGCGCCGCUCCGUGGGCGACGGCAGCCUGGCGGUGCCGCAGGCCACGCGCCGCGACCUGGAGCGGCUGCUCGCCGACGCCCUGCGCGACCCGGCGCGCCUGACCUGCGCCACGGCCUGGAAGGCGCUGGCCGAGCUGCAGUACGAGAACCGUGGGUACGAGGCCGCGGCCGACACCGCGCUGCGCGGCUUGCACUGGCUCCAGGCGCGGCGCGAGGCGGGGCACGAGGCGCUGACGCAGGUGGCGCUGGCCCUGCGCCUGGCCAUGGCCAAGUCGCUGCGCCGCCUGGGGCGCCUGGACGAGGCGGAGCGCCACUUCUCGGUGCUGGCGGGGUGGGUGACCGAGGGCGAGACCGCCUUUGCGGAGAUGAGCGGCGCCACGCCGGUCAGCAUCCACCAGCAGGCGCUGCGCGGGAUGGCGCUGGUCGCGCUGGCGCGCGGCGACGAGCACGCCGCGAAGGCCCAGUACGAGCGCAUCCUGGGCAAGGCGGCCAUGGGCCGGGGGCCGGGCGAGCACUGGGCCCACGCCGACUACGGCUGGCUGUUGUACAAGGACGGCGACCUGCAGGGCGCGCGCCAGCACCUGGAGGACGCGGUGCGCGUGGCGCUGGGCCCCGAGUCCUACGUCACCGACAGCCAGCUGGGCGAGCACUACCAGCGGCUGGGAGAGGUGUACUGGGCCAUGCGGGGGCGGUACCGCCGGGAGAAGCAGUUUGCCUACCACCAGUUCCUGGAGGCGGCCAAGGCGGAGGGUCACUCGCAGGCCCCCGCGCUGGCAGGGCUGGGCCGCUACUUCCUGGAGGUAGAGCACUCGCCGGAGCAGGCGUCGCGCUGCUUCAAGCGCGCGCUGGCCCUGGACCCCACCCUGGAGUUACCAGGGGAGGGCUUGUGCCGGGUGCUUCGGGGGGAGGGCAGGCGCGAGACCGUACGCACGCUGUGCGCUGGGAUAGCCCAGCGUGCGCCCAGCGCCACGUGGGCCCACAGGAAGCUCGGUGCCCUGGACGUCGAGAGCGGCGCCUUUGACGCGGCGGUGCCGCACCUGCAGGCCGCCAUUCGGGGCGACCCACGCAACGCGGCGGCCUGGGAGGCCCUGGGCGCCGCCUACGAGGGCCAGGGCAGGCCCAGCGCCGCGCGGCGGGCCUUCGACCGCGCGCUGGGGAUCGACCCGGGCAGGGUCCCGGCGCUGACGCGCGCCGCCGGGCUGGCGGCGGCGCUGGGCGACCUGGCUGCCGGGCUGGCGCAGUACCGCGCGGCCAUGGGCCUGGCGCCGCAGUACCCGCCGGCCCUGCUGGGCCUGGGCCGGGCCCUGCUCGCGGCGGCCGGCCAGUCCCUGGGCGAUGCCCUGCCGGGGCGUGUGGCGGCCGAGCUGGCGGAGGCCGCCGACCUGGCGCGGCGCUGCGUGGACGCCAGGCCCGGCCUGAGAGCCGGGUGGAAGCUGCUGGGCGACGCGCUGCUGGCGCUGGGGCGCGUGGCGGCCGGCGAGCCUGGCGCGGACGCUGCGGGUGGCGGUGCGGCGCUCCCCGAAGCGGUCCGCCUCGCCGUGGAGGCCGCGCCCGAGGCGCUGCGCCCCGCCUUCCGGGGUCGAUCGAGCGCGCUGCGCGCGCUGGGUGGUGCGCGGCGGGCCUACGCUGAGCUCGUGAGACUGGAAGGCGCGCAGGUUCCACCGGACCCUGGGGAGGCCGAGUCGGAGUCCGCUCGGCCUCCGCCGUCGACGGACGUGGCGACCGCGACCCUGGCAGAGGCGCUGGCCGUGGAGGAGCUGGCGCGGGCAGUGGCGCCCGGGGACGCGGUGGCGCUGCGCUCCCACGCCUCCUCGCUCCUCCAGGAGGCACGGGAGCAAGUGCGCGGGGCCCUGGCCCUGAGCCCGGCCUGCUCCCGGCUCUGGGCCCUGUGUGCAGCCACCUGCCGCGAGGACACUGAGAAGGCAGAGUAUGCCCUGGCGCGCUCGCUCCAGCUGGACCCCAGGAAUGCACCGGCCUGGACGCAGCUGGCGAGGCUGUACGUGGGGGCGGGCCGGCCGGGCGCGGCCGACGCCUGCCUGCAGGCGGCACGCACGCACGCCGCCGCUUCCCCGGGCGUCUGGGAGGCGAUGGGCGACGCGGAGGGGUGGCCGGCCGCCGCGCUGGGCCUGCUGGAGCACGCCGUCGGCCUGGGGGCGGGGGCGACGCACCAGCUGCGCUUUGCCGCGCUUUCCUUGGGCGCGCCGGCCGGGCCCGACGCCUCGCGGGCGUACCUGGCCGCGCUCAAGGCCUCGCGCCUGCUGCCGCUGGACCCCGCUGCGCACGCUGCGCUUGGCAUGGCCCUGCAGCGUCGCGGCGACGCGGCUGGAGCCGCAGAGGCGUAUGGGACUGCCGCCCAGCUGGCGCGUCGCAGGGGGGAUCUCGACCUGGAGGCGGCUGUGUUGGUGCGCCGGGCGGCGGCGCUGGUGGAAGCGGGGGACGGCUCGACCGCGCUGCGCAUUUUCGCCGAGCUCGACACGGCAGGCAGGGGUGGCGACCUGGCCCUUCCAAGCGUACAGCGAACGCUGGCCCGUGCCCAUGAGCAGUCGGGCGACCUGGACACGGCGCACGCCGCGCUUUCCUCUGCGCUUGAGGGGGCGCGCAGCGGAGGAGAGGCCUUUGGCGUGCUGGAGGACCUCGUGUCGCUGGCGUGGUUGGCAGGGCUGUCCCCCAGCGGUCGGCUGGAAGGGGUCCUGCUGCCGCGAGCGCAGGUCGGACCCUGGCCGGUGGGGGAGGGUGAAGUCCGUGCGCUGCGCCUGCGUGCCGCCGAACUGGAGGCGCGGGCGGGCGAUGUCGAGGCGGUGCGGGGCGUGGCGCACCGCCUCGGGCCCCUGGACGCCGAGGCCGCGGCGCACCUCUGCCUCCUGCAGGCUGCGGCGACGCAGACUGCUGGUUCUGGGCUCCCAGCGGCGCCAGAUGAUCUCGCCGCCACCCUCAGCGCUGCGGCAAGGCGUUGCGCCGCAGCACUCCACCUCUGCCCCCGCUCCGCCCCGGCCCAGGUGGCGCUGGCGGCAACCAGCCUGCGCGCCGACCCGGCCAGGGCGCGCGCCGCGCUGGGCAUGCUGUGCGCCGUGCUGGACGCCGGCGCGACCCCGAUCCGGCUGCGCCACCCUGCGCUCGAGGCCGCAACGUCGGCGCUGCUGGCGCUGCCCCCGGGCUCCAGCCGGCGUGCGGCGAGGGAGCACCUGGCGCGGCUGGCGCGGGCGGUGCAUGCGGCGCCCGACGCCGCGCCGCUCUGGGUGGCUGGUGCUGCCGUCGCCGCGCAUGCUGCUGCGGGGCAAGAAGACGCCGAGGCGCUGGCUGCCCUGGGCCGCGCCGACGCCGCCCUGCUGUCUGGAAGGGAGGCCGUGCGCGUGGCGGCGGGGAGUGUACAUGCUGGCGACGCGCUGUGCGUUCUCGGCCGCGUGCUGUGGGCAGGUGGCCGCGCCGACCAGGCGGCGGCGGCUUUCAUGAGAGCACAGGCGCCGGGCAAUCCCAUUUCCGCUGCCGCCGCCGGCCUGCACCUGGCCGCGCUUUCUCCUCUCCACCCCGACGGCGACCGUCCCGGCGCAGAGGCCCUCCUACGAGACACCCUGAAGCAAAGCGACUCAGCUAUACUUCGUCUGACCCUGGCCGGCCUGCUGCGGGACCAGGGCCGAAAUGACGAGGCGCUGGAGAUCGCCGCUGAGAUGACGGCCUGCUCCGCUGGCCGUCACGACCGUACGAGCGUGACCCACGCCGCUCGCCUGCUGGAGGGCAGCGUGCACCUCGCGAGCGCGCUGCAGGCGGGCGUGGAGCCGGUGGCGCGCAGGGCCGCGGCUGGCGCGGCGCUGGGCGCGCUGCAGCGCAGAAUGGCCAUCAGCCCUACUGCGCUGCAGCUCGCCAUCGGCACAGCAGCAGAGAGCUGCCUGGGCCAGAAGAAGUCGGGCGCGCGUGCGGCGGAGGGUGCCUCAAAGGCGCAGAGGACGGCCGUGUUGGAGUCUGGUCAGCCUCUCUCCACCGACCUCCUCCUCUUCCUGAGCAGGGCCCUGCGCCGGCCAAGCCUCUGCGCCCGAGCGGUGCAUGCCCGGCCCUGGGAGGGUCAGGCCUGGGCUGCUCUCACCCCAAAUGUCAUCCCUGCUGCCUGA
Auxenochlorella protothecoides is the source of this 4158-nucleotide messenger RNA. Its product is annotated as Tetratricopeptide repeat protein 37. Gene Ontology annotation, cellular component: Ski complex. The coding region runs from base 1 to 4158 and encodes 1385 amino acids. The record is from RefSeq and is a predicted model, not a curated record. The transcript is spliced from 9 exons. Gene Ontology annotation, molecular function: protein binding. NCBI's taxonomy places the organism in Eukaryota, Viridiplantae, Chlorophyta, Trebouxiophyceae, Chlorellales, Chlorellaceae.